AAGAUAUGUAAGCAUUCGAUCAAUUCCAUUAUAAUCUUAUCUAUUCUGGGUUAACAAAUAGAACAAUGACUAAACCGCUUUUCAAAUGCCUUCUCUAUGUUUCGAUAUUUGUUUCAGUAAGUUCUGACUGUCCUCUUGGUUUUAUGAGAUUUCAAGAAUCUUGCUACGCCAUUUUACCAGUGAAAGUUUCAUGGGCAGAAGCACUGAGAUUAUGUCAGGCUUUUCAAGCUAAGUUAGCGUGGAUAGACAGUUCAAUAGAAGAUAAGUUUAUUGAAGGGAUGCUGAACAGAUACCAUGAUUCCAUAGCGACGGCGGAAGUGUGGAUGGGAGGCACGAACAUGCUCAUUGAGGGAAUAUGGCUGUGGGCAGACUCAUUAAAACCCUUCACAUACACAAAUUGGUUCCCAGGAGAGCCAAACAAUCAUGACCAUGGACAACAUUGCCUUGGUUUGGUCAGAGAUAAAGGAUUUAGAUGGGAUGAUAAUCAAUGUGAACUUAAAAUGGCACCACUUUGUAAAGCUACGGCAAAUGUUGGAAAUGAAAUAAUUGGAUAGACAUAAUUUAAUAGCCUAAAAUGGAAAUACUUACAUGA
Molecule: messenger RNA, 592 nt
Organism: Mytilus trossulus (common blue mussel)
Lineage: Eukaryota; Metazoa; Mollusca; Bivalvia; Mytilida; Mytilidae
Product: perlucin-like
Exons: 5
Coding region: 66-554 (162 amino acids)
Molecular function (GO): signaling receptor activity
Source: RefSeq, a predicted model, not a curated record